UCUCAGCCUGAGUAGCUAGGACUCCAGGCCUGAGCCACCAGAGCCCAUCCUGAGCGGUACUCACCAGUGCCCUUGGGACUACCUUCGCUUUCUUCCACCAAGCUCCCACCUAGCUCCUAGGUCCUACAAGUUUCUUCAACUCAUUUCCAUACUCUGCCCCCUAGAUGUAAUGCUUCUCCAUAGUGUGAGUUCCAGAACUCUGAAGCUCCCUGACCAGAACCCUGACUGGCUUGCCUUUAGUACAAGAUUGUUUGGAGGGAGGAGAGGGAGAGAGAAAUAACAGUAAUGUCAGCAAAGAGGCCAGGGUCUUGCCUACAUGGGAGAUUAUUGACUUUGGCUCUCAGCUACUUUUACUUUGAAAAGCUGAGUUGCAGAGAGAGAGAAAUUCAUCUCUCUUGUUCCUCUUUCUCCCUCAUUAAGACUUAUCUUCUAUUGGCUCUAAACUAUGCAGUUUCUACAAUGGCCAUAGGAAAUGACCCAAAGCCAGAGGCCUGUGGAUAGAUAGGUCAGCUUUAAUAGCCCUUCAGUAUGAAACCUUUCCAAUUGUCCCAGAGCCACCUUCUGCCAUCUGCUCAAACCAAGAAUGUCCUUUCUCCGUCUCUCCUCCUCCAUCCUUAACACACAUACAGAAUAACUGCCAGCUUCCUUUCUUAUUUUGUCUUCCAACAUUGGCUGUCAUACAAGAAUGAGAAAACACUCCAAGCUACAAGAUUCCCAUCUCCUCAGAGUGAUAUAUUGGUUAGCCAAUCCGGUGAUGUGUUCUGCUGCAUUUGUUUUCAAUUCCCUCUCCUGCUCUUCAGAGUCCGUGCUGAACAAGCCACACCUGGGGAAGACAUAGGAGCCAAAACAUGGUUUUCUCAUCUUCUACCACCAGAGACCCAACAGGAACAGCCCCUGAGGUGAUCAGACUAGCAAAUGUCAUGGCAGAUGGACAGAAUGCAUGUCGUCUCCUCUGGGGACUUCACUUGCCUUUAAAAUUUCACAGCCAUAACUUGUGCUCAGGACUUCUUUGACGGCUGCUCCAUGGGAUUUUUUUUUUUCCUCUGCUUUUGAGUCUUGUUUCAUUUUUUUAUCGUCUUGCUUUCCCACUAGCAGCCUUUCCCUAAAGCAUGACUGAGUUUAUGGCUCCUAAGGAGCCUCUCUAAGACCCUUGGCUAUUUGUCUUCCCCCAUUAGGCAAAUGAUUUCCAAGUUAUGAGUCAGUUUGUCGCUGUGUACAUGCUCUUCCGGCUGACCCUUGCCGGCUGGCUACUUUAUGUCGAUGAGCUUUUUUAUUUCCUUAGCUCCUCUGUCACUCUCUCGAGUCUUUUGUUUUCAUCAGCAGGAGGUGAGUAUUGGUCACCUAAAUGUGAGGCGUUGGCAGAACCAUUAUAUUAAUCAACCAAACAGACCCCAAGCAACUCUUGAGUUGGUCCUUAGUCUCACUGCAAUGGAGUCACAGCUUGCUUUUGAAGCUUCUCUUUAGUCAAGGGAAUGUCACUUGCCUUACUAUGGCGGCCAGCCACAUGUCAUGCUCCCCUGAUCUGUGUCUUCCAGAAACAGUUACCGUGGAGGGUAUGAGCUCCUCUUAAGGACCUUGACCUUUCUCUAGGGCCUGAAGGAGGGAGGACCCUAUAGAAAGGAGCUGAGGGUGAACACAGGACUCAGACUUUCUCUCCUGCCCUCCCACUGGCCCACUUCCCUGAAAGAAAGCUUGCUCAGAGUUGAGAAGGCUGAGCGCCCCCCCCCCCCCGGGGGCUAGGGAGAACUGGAGAGCACACGGCUUCCUUACCUCUUGCCUGUUGAUUGGGAAGCACGGAUCUGCCAGCCUUCUGCCUCAGCUCCUCUCCUUGGCCCUAAGCUCCAGAUCCCUUCCUAUCCUGUUCUCCAGCUCUUGACUCCUUCUCCAUUCACUUCACCAUCUGCUCAGGGACCUGCCCUCCAGCACCGCCAUCCCCAAGGAUGGAGUGCUUCACCGUCGCCAUGUACCAUCCAUCGACAGCCUGAACCACCAAACAGACACCAAAAACCCUCCCUCGGGUUUCUGAGGCUCUGCUGCUCCACACUGAGAGGCUCCUUAAAGGUGCUAGCCCCUGAGAUAGCUCCCUGACUUAAUGUCCCCCUCUCGUGAACUUCUUUCAUCCCCAGAUCAUCUUCCAGUAACAUUAUAUGUUGUAUAAAAAAAAAAAAAGAACAACCAACUUUCAUAAUCAGUCGGUGUAGGUUGCAGAUCUCCUGGCUGUGUAUCACAUAUGCCUUUGGUGAAUGCUCUCGCUGCUUGCUUUUAUAUAGAGUUGUGUCUGACCAGGGUGGGAGGUUAGAGGAACAGGAGAGGUGAGGGUCCUAGUGCAGAUUUAGAGGACCCCCCCCCCAUCCCACCUCAGCCUCCCUCAUCCGUCUCCUAGCACAGAACCGAUUCCUCUUUCUGUUUCGCAUCCACGCAUGUGCAUAGCUGGGAAGUCCCGACCUCCCCAGGUGAGCCUGUGGGACAAGCAUAGGUGGCUGCUGGCCAGCAACCCCCCUCCCCCGGCACCAGGAGAAGGCCAGGGAAGUAGGUUAAGGCAGCUUAUGCCCUUAGCAGACGUAGGAUUGUGUGGUAGCGACCAGGGUGUACCUUUCAGUGGGGGCUGGCAGUGCAGGUUCCCCUGACUUGACCUUAGAGCUGUGGCUCUCACCACCUCUGGCUCAGAGCCCCGGGGGUGGGGUUGACAAGCACUCCAGGCACUUGUGUUGCACACUCAUGUUUGAAACCCAUUACCUGGUGACAAACUGGGAGCUUCCUACAGGGCAUGGGGAUUGCUUAAAAACCACCCUCUGCCUUAGCACUCACACAUAUUCUCCAGCCCCUCAUUCCACACAAUGCCGCCCCCCAUCCUCCAGCUCAAAUUCUACGUUUGUCUCCCUUCAAACCUAUCUCUAAAACCUGCCCUGGCAUCGGAUGGGCAGGAGUGGGCCCUAUGUCCCUCUGAGUUCUUGCUUAUGUUAAGGACCAGCAGAACUUCACCCCGUUCCUAACACACACACACACACACACACACACACACACACACACACACACACACACACACACACCUUGGGGCGUGGAGGGGAUGAGCCUCUACCCAGCUCCAACAGAGGAGGCUGUGCAUCCUGGUAUAGAACCUGCGGAGAAGGAAGCAGUGUGUAUCUCUGAUUAUAUCUCUGUUCAUCUAUAUAUUUUUGACAUGUAGCAGUACCUCUCCAUAUCCAGGAGCUCGGCUUGGCCUGGGUCUCCCAGGCUCCAGUGGUGACCCUGACGGGUGGGAGGAUGCAGUGCUACGGGCUAUUUUGUUACAAAGCAGUUGUUCCCCUUCCCUCACCUGAUUCAGCAUGACCCCUGUGAGCAGGCUCUCACAAUCUCCCGGGGCGGGGCUGAGGCAGGGGCUUUGUGCUCUUCUCCCUAACUGUCCCUUGUCCCUUCCCCUUGCCACCUAGCAAUUAUCCCCCCCCCCCCGCCCUGCCCUGACAUAUAUUGUGCCUUAUUUAUGCUGCAGUUAUAACAUUAAACCAUCAAGAGAAUGCUUAGUGUGUCUGGUGCUUCACUACUCUGACCACAGUUCCUUCUGGCCGCUCAGCACUCACUGGGCUUUCAUGUUUGGGGUUGUCAUCCCUGUUUGUUUGUACAGGGAAGAUACAGCCUGCAGAAGGCAGAUAAAUAAUGCAAACUACCCAGCCAGACAGAAGGCCGGGAGCACCGAUCUGGAAACUGUCUUGGUGACGGAGGCCGUUGGUGUCUUGGGAACACUCAGCAGAGAACAUGUGUGCUUUAUGCACACGGGGGACAGAGUGUGAGGGCACCAGCCUUCUUUCCUUCCAGUGUCUCCUCUCCUCCUCCUGAGAAAGCAAAGGCCCUACCUGCAGCAAGCUUCUAGUGUGGCUGGGGAGUGAAGCUUUCACGGGAGGAGGAGGUGGGUCCGGAUGCAGGUAAGAAUCCACAAGGAAACAGGUCAUGCUCCAACAUUCAAGGGCUGGGACGCGGUAUAGGUAAGAGUUCCCUGUGUCUGUAUUUCCUCUACAGUUUCCACAAGAACAGAGAGCCAGACUGGAAUGCUUGAGUUCCCUGACGUUUCCCAGUGGGACAGAAGACAAGAAGACAAUGGACCCCACAGACAGCAAGCCCAGACCCCUGGGUCCCUCUUACACUCCCUGCUCCAAGCCAUGGAGAGAUCUGGCCGGAGUCCAGCCUUCCUGUUUCAGCCCCAGAGGUUUGGCAGAAAUGCCCAGGGGCCUUGGAGCAAUGAGAGGCUGAGUCCUGUGGCUGGAGAGUUCUGGAGCCUGGCUACCCCUCAGCGCUUAGGGAAGAAGUAACAGUGCCAUCCCUGUCUGCAUGCAAGGCCCACACCCCACAGUGCCAUGUGUCUCCCCAAAUAAAAUGGUCUGGCUUCUGGAUCUGUGUUGA
Molecule: messenger RNA, 4395 nt
Organism: Perognathus longimembris pacificus (Pacific pocket mouse)
Lineage: Eukaryota; Metazoa; Chordata; Mammalia; Rodentia; Heteromyidae
Gene: Npff
Product: neuropeptide FF-amide peptide precursor
Exons: 3
Coding region: 4044-4304 (86 amino acids)
Biological process (GO): excitatory postsynaptic potential
Cellular component (GO): perikaryon; dendrite; axon terminus
Molecular function (GO): G protein-coupled receptor binding; neuropeptide hormone activity
Source: RefSeq, a predicted model, not a curated record